GGGACUCCCGGCCACACCCAGGCCCCGCCCCCCGCAGUAAGAGCCUGCCGGGUUCAGCUGACGCCGCAUUUCACGUGACGCUGGGGCCGGGUGGACAUGGCGGCGGCUACCGGACCUUCAUUUUGGCUGGGAAAUGAAACCCUGAAGGUGCCGCUGGCGCUCUUUGUCCUGAACAGGCGGCGCCUGUGUGAGCGUCUGCGAAGGAACCCAGCCGUGCAGGCCCACGCCAUCGUGCUGCUGCAGGGCGGUGAGGAGACGCAGCGCUACUGCACUGACACCGGGGUCCUCUUCCGCCAGGAGUCCUUUUUUCAUUGGGCAUUUGGUGUCACCGAACCAGGCUGCUAUGGUGUGAUCGACAUUGACACUGGGAAGUCAACCCUGUUUGUGCCUCGGCUUCCUGCCAGCCAUGCCACCUGGAUGGGAAAGAUCCACUCCAAGGAGCACUUCAAGGAGAAGUAUGCUGUGGACGACGUCCAGUAUGCAGACGAGAUCGCCAGUAUCCUGACAUCACAGAGCCCCUCUGUUCUCCUCACCUUGCGUGGCGUCAACACCGACAGCGGCAGUAUCUGCAGGGAGGCCUCCUUCGAGGGCAUCAGCAAGUUCAAUGUCAACAACACCAUUCUUCAUCCAGAGAUCGUGGAGUGCCGGGUCUUUAAGACGGACAUGGAGCUGGAGGUUUUGCGAUACACCAAUAGAAUCUCCAGCGAGGCCCACCGGGAGGUAAUGAAGGCUGUAAAAGUGGGAAUGAAAGAAUAUGAGAUGGAAAGCCUCUUCGAGCACUACUGCUACUCGCGGGGUGGUAUGCGCCACAGCUCCUACACCUGCAUCUGUGGCAGUGGUGAGAACUCAGCUGUGCUGCACUACGGGCACGCCGGGGCCCCCAACGACCGGACCAUCCAGGAUGGAGACAUGUGCCUGUUCGACAUGGGCGGGGAGUAUUACUGCUUCUCUUCUGACAUCACGUGCUCCUUUCCUGCCAAUGGCAAGUUCACCGAAGACCAGAAGGCCAUCUACCAGGCAGUGCUGCGGAGCUGCCGCGCCGUCAUGAGUGCCAUGAAGCCAGGUGUCUGGUGGCCUGACAUGCACCGCCUGGCUGACCGCAUCCACCUGGAGGAACUGGCCCGCAUCGGUAUCCUGAGCAGCAACAUCGAUGCCAUGGUCCAGGCCCACCUGGGAGCCGUAUUCAUGCCUCACGGGCUUGGCCACUUCCUGGGAAUUGAUGUGCAUGACGUGGGAGGCUACCCUGAGGGUGUGGAGCGCAUCGACGAGCCUGGCCUACGGAGCCUGCGUACCACUCGACAUCUGGAGCCAGGCAUGGUGCUCACCGUGGAGCCGGGCAUUUAUUUCAUUGACCACCUCCUGGAUGAGGCCCUGGAUGACCCGGCCCGCGCCUGCUUCUUUAACCGUGAAGUCCUACAGCGCUUUCGUGGUUUUGGUGGGGUCCGGAUCGAGGAGGAUGUUGUGGUGACUGACACUGGCAUGGAGCUGCUGACCUGUGUGCCCCGCACAGUGGAGGAAAUUGAAGCAUGUAUGGCAGGCUGCGACAAGGCUUUUACUCCUUUCUCCGGCCCACAGUAGGGCCAGCUAGGAGUGCCCAGUGGAACUGGGGACCCAACCUUGCAACCUCUUUUCAGGAAGGGCAGCCUGAUUGGCCCUCCUGCUCUGAGCAGUGGUGCUUGGAAAUCACAUGCCAGCAUCAACUUUUGACCACACCAGGUAGUGCUGUUUCCUAGGGGGAGAAACUUUGUUACCAACUUUCUGCACGAUCACACCCUGAAUAUGCUCCUACCUUGCUUAAAUGACUUUUAAAAUGCUAACUGAAAUAGUUCUGUUCUUCAGUAGCAACUAAAAUGUGUCUUGCUCUCAUUUUGUAUUCUGCUCAGGAAAGAUCUAUUUCCAGUGUUUUCUCACAAAAAUCAAUAUGCAGAAUGGAAUUUGCAAUAAAAAGUUUCCUAAAUGGU
Molecule: messenger RNA, 1961 nt
Organism: Manis pentadactyla (Chinese pangolin)
Lineage: Eukaryota; Metazoa; Chordata; Mammalia; Pholidota; Manidae
Gene: PEPD
Product: peptidase D
Exons: 15
Coding region: 97-1578 (493 amino acids)
Molecular function (GO): manganese ion binding; metalloaminopeptidase activity
Source: RefSeq, a predicted model, not a curated record